Molecule: messenger RNA, 1875 nt
Organism: Macadamia integrifolia
Lineage: Eukaryota; Viridiplantae; Streptophyta; Magnoliopsida; Proteales; Proteaceae
Product: E3 ubiquitin-protein ligase SINAT2-like
Exons: 4
Coding region: 574-1581 (335 amino acids)
Biological process (GO): ubiquitin-dependent protein catabolic process; multicellular organism development
Cellular component (GO): cytoplasm
Molecular function (GO): ubiquitin protein ligase activity; protein binding; zinc ion binding
Source: RefSeq, a predicted model, not a curated record
AGAGUUCGGUUGCCCAGAAAAAAUGGAAAGGUAUUGGGAUAUAUUGGUUACAGAUUUAUAACAUUCAUCCAACAGUCAAAAUUUUCCAAAAUAAAAUGUUUCAAUCCAACGCUCAGUGAAUGCGGUCUAGGAAAAUUACUUGUAGAUCGCUUGUAUAUAGAUCAUCACGUUCCUUCCGUAAAAUCGACGACGCUGCUUUACAAAUGGAUGAGUCGAAGCAGACGGAGCGAAUCGAGUCGAUUCUAUGAAACUCACAGCAGCCAAGCCAUAGAAGACAUCGAUUCCCUACACGGCCACUCCUUGCGUACCAGAAGUUUUAGGUUUUUUCUGUUCUCUUCUUUGGAAGUGAUGAGUCUCCUUUGAUGAAACCUUGUUACUUUUCUUUAAAUUCAGUUGCAGAACCAGGGAUCUUCCACUUGCGUUUCUAGGGUUUUGAAUUGCUGUCGUUGGUGAGCUUAAUUGAUGAUCUGUGUCCUUGGGUGCCCCAAUGGGAAGCAAUAAUGUCACUGGAAUUUGUUUUAUGUUUAAUCUUAUGUAAAACUAUGUAUUUCCUGAGAUACACAAAUUAAAUGGAUGGAUUUUCGUGAAAGAUUUGGGAUGUUUGAGUGUGACAGUUGGCCUUUUCGGUUUCGAGAAACCGAGCCCAGUGAGUUAUCUCUUAUGGCUCCAGGAAGCAGCAUUUGCAAAGAGGUUCCUGAAUCUCUCACCACAGAUAUGGAGUCAUUGGCUAUCAAUGAAGAAUUGGAGAAUUUUCAACUCAGCAAACCUUGCAAUGCUCCUAAUGCUCAAGGAGCAAUAUCUUCUACAAAUGGUGUACGCGAGCUUCUUGAGUGCCCAGUUUGUACUAUGUCGAUGUACCCUCCAAUACACCAGUGUCCAAAUGGCCACACACUUUGCUCAAAUUGCAAAGCCAGGGUACAUAAUCAUUGCCCUACUUGCCGAUAUGAACUGGGAAACAUUAGAUGCCUAGCUCUAGAGAAAGUGGCAGAAUCCCUUGAAAUUCCUUGUCGAUAUCAGAGCCUUGGAUGUCCUGACAUGUUCCCAUAUUACAGCAAAUUGAAACACGAGUAUCUUUGCAGAUUCAGGCCCUAUAAUUGCCCUUAUGCAGGAUCUGAGUGCCUGGUCAGCGGGGAUAUACCAUCACUUAUUGCACACCUGAAAAAUGAUCAUAAAGUGGACAUGCAUGAUGGGUGCACUUUCAACCAUCGAUAUGUCAAAUCGAACUUCCAAGAAGUUGAAAAUGCCACUUGGAUGCUCACUGUUUUUAAUUGCUUUGGGCAGCAUUUCUGUCUGCACUUUGAGGCCUUUCUAUUGGGAUUGGCUCCAGUUUAUAUGGCUUUUUUGAGAUUCAUGGGAGAUGAUAAUGAGGCAAAAAACUAUAGCUACAGUCUAGAAGUGGGCGGUAAUGGGCGGAAGCUUAUUUGGCAGGGGGUGCCAAGGAGUAUUAGAGAUAGCCAUAGGAAAGUCCGUGAUAGUUAUGAUGGGCUAGUCAUUCAUCGUUCCAUGGCGCUCUUCUUCUCUGGUGGCAACAGGCAAGAGCUGAAGCUUCGAGUGACUGGGCGUAUAUGGAAGGAGCAUUGAUUUGGUGAGAUGAAAACAUUGAUGUUAUCUUUACACUCAGGCCUUACUCCAUGACAACUGCUAGUUCUGUAGAUUAAACUGUGAAUACAAUCCCAAGAAACAAUGCUACGAGUGUUGGCCGGUUCUUACCGUAAAAACUGUAAAUUAUGUGAAUUCUCUGUUGCGUGCACCAUGAUUGUGUGCACAUGCAUGUACUUUACUGUGUCUGCAGCAUUUAUGGACUUCUGAGUUCUUGUAAACAAGGUCUGGACCUGUUUCUAUGCCAUGAAAAUCUAGCUAUGUUUACUGCCGAAA